UCUUCUCUGUUUUUCCCCUUUUGAAUUUUAAUGCACUGCUGAGUUUUCCUAGACCCUAGUGUUUCUCUCAGAGUGGAAACAUAACGACUUUACAUUAGCAAGUUGACGCAUUAGAAAGAAAAUAAAACUAAGUUGUGUUAUUAUACUUAGAAAAUGAUGCUUUAUUUAUUUUAGAAUUAAAUUUUCUUAUGUUUUCUUCAGUUAGUGCUUUGCUUAUCAUAGUUUGUUGGCUUACAGGAAAACAAUGGUAGUGUGUUUGUAUAAAAUUUCUUGGGGAUUCAUUCAUUUGGAUCUGUCUUGGACUAAUAGUAAUAUUGAUUGUUACAGAUUCUGUCAAGCUAGCUAGCUACCUAUAAUUUUGGCUUUCUGUUCUUAGCUGUGUUUGUAUUGGCCAGGUUCAGUUCUCAUUUCAACUUACCUAACUUGAAAAUUGUCGUUUAUAUUGGCCUUAUUCCGUGUUACAAUUAUAGGAUAGAACUACUGAUAAUAUUAUUCAAUAUAAGUCAUCUCUUUUCUUUUAUGCAAUUGAUUUUUCAGAUAGGGUUGCGUGAGGAGUAAUCAAGCUUCUAAGUUAAUGGAGUGAUACUAAAUCAGCUUCUUCCUUUUGAUUGAAGUUCGUUUAUCAUGUUAAAUUUUGCUUAUAAGUGGCAUCAAACAUAUGUUAUUUUGUUUUUUAAUAGUAUUGUUUAGAAAACAGUUAUUUCCUUUGGACAAUCCUAGAGAUAACAGAACAUAAACCAUGUGAAAAGUUCAAUCUUGCUGUUUCUGAUGUUGAGGUUUCAUUCAAUUUCCAGCAAACCCAUAUUCCAGUUUUCAAAUCAAUUGCCAGUUUUAUAGAGAACCAAGUCUAAAUUUUCCCAUUUUACCUUGUCUACAUUGCAUUGAAUCUCCAAUUUGAGAUGUGAAUUUUCUUUUUGCAUGAUUUAUAGUAUAUGAACUCUUCAUCAACUCAACUAGUCCUCACGAAAAGGAUGGGUAUAUAUGACCCAUUCCAUCAAGUGAACAUGUGGGGGGACAGCUUUAAAAUUGAUGGAAGCUUGAACUCAAUUGCUCCCCAAAUGUUAAUGAUUAAGCCUAGCAUGCAGAACAAGUCUGAAUGUACUCCUCACGAAUCAAGGGAACCUUCUGGAGAUGAUCAAGAGACUAAUGAAAAAGCUGAUACUAAGGCACUAAGACGUCAAGCUCAAAAUCGCGAGGCUGCUCGGAAAUGUCGGCUGCGGAAGAAGGCUUAUGUUCAACAAUUAGAAACAAGCCGUGUGAAGCUCAUGCAAUUGGAGUUGGAGAUUGAGAAAGCAAGAAAGCAGCAGGGUAUGUACAUACGUAGUGCACUAGAUGUCAGCUAUAUGGGAUCAUCCGGAACAAUUAACCCAGGGAUAACUUUGUUUGAACUUGAAUAUGCACAAUGGAUUGAAGAGCAAGAUAGACAGAAUCAAGAACUGAGAAAUACAUUACAAACUCAAGCAUCUGAAAUGCAGCUUCAUCUACUUGUUGAGAGUUGCUUGAGCCACUACUCAAAUCUUUUCAGAAUGAAAGCAGAAGCUGCAAAGGCUGAUGUCUUCUAUUUAAUCUCUGGUGCAUGGAAAGCAUCAGUGGAACGCCUUUUUCUUUGGAUUGGAGGAUCCCGUCCAUCACAACUUCUAAAUAUCAUUGCACCACAGCUUGAGCCUUUGACUGAUCAACAAAUUGUGAGCAUUAACAACCUCCGGCUUUCAUCUCAGCAAGCUGAAGAUGCUCUUUCACUAGGAUUGGACAAACUCCAGCAGAGUCUGGUCCACAACAUACCAUCAGAUCCAUUGGCUGUAGGACACUACGGGUUUGAGAUAGCUGCUGCCAUGGAAAAAGGUGAAGCACUAGAACGUUUUGUAAACCAGGCAGAUCACCUUAGGCAACAAACUCUGAUUCACAUGUCUCGGAUCCUGACAACUGCUCAAGCUGCUAAAGGCUUGCUGGCUAUGGGAGAAUACUUUCAUCGUCUUCGCACCCUUAGUUCUUUAUGGACUGCUCGUUCAUGUGAUCCUUCCUUUCCCACUCAACUCUCAAACUGAUAUCUCUUUCUUUGAACCUCAACUGUAAUGUGGUUUGCACAAAUAGGUGUUCAAAUCUACGGAGAUCUCUGUUUUGUUUAACAUGUUAAUGUAUAUGCAUGCUAGUUAUUAAUGGUGCCUAGCUAGUACCAUGAAGGCUGAAGCAAAGUUUAUAUGAUUUGUUGAUCUAGAGAACAAAUGAACCACUCUGUACAUAAAUAUUGUAUCAUCUUCCACAUGGAAUCAUGAAAAAGGAUUUAGGACAA
Glycine soja is the source of this 2290-nucleotide messenger RNA. RefSeq names its product transcription factor TGA7-like. The coding region runs from base 933 to 2045 and encodes 370 amino acids. The record is from RefSeq and is a predicted model, not a curated record. Gene Ontology annotation, molecular function: DNA-binding transcription factor activity; sequence-specific DNA binding. The transcript is spliced from 8 exons. Lineage: Eukaryota; Viridiplantae; Streptophyta; Magnoliopsida; Fabales; Fabaceae. Gene Ontology annotation, biological process: regulation of DNA-templated transcription; DNA-templated transcription.